AUGCUCGAAUUAAUCGGUCAAUAUGGCUCAACGACUGGAAUUAAUGACGAAAUCGCCCUCAAGCUUACAGAGGAACAGAAACGACGGAUGGUUAUUGGCACCAAAUGUCUGCUUGCAGGCUGGUGUCUAUAUGUCACGCUGAUCUGGUGCCUCAAGGCGUGCAUGCUAUUCCUCUUUAACAGGCUCACCCUGAACCUUCGCCAGCAACGUGCAGUUACAAUAACUGCCGUUACCUGCGUUUUGGCCUACAUCGCGACAAUUAUUGUCAUUCUAACCCGAUGUUAUCCAAUUCAGAAGGUCUGGCAGACUUAUCCAUAUCCUGGUGAUGCUUGUGCACUAAACAUCCCCAAUUACCUGGCCUUGGUUACGACCAAUGUGACGACUGAUAUCAUGAUUAUUUACAUUCCCCUUCCAUUACUGUGGAAAGUAAAGCUUCCAUUACGACGAAAACUUCUGUUCGGGGCGUGGCUUUGCUCUGGGGUUUUUAUCGUCAUAGCUACUCUCCUGCGCUGCAUUAUUUGCCUACAGGACGUCGCGUCAAUCAACCUUGGAACUAUCUGGUCAAUUCGAGAAACUUUUGUCGCCAUAAUUGCAGUCAAUGUCCCCGUCCUAAAACCUCUAUUCACCAAAACCGUCCGCCUGGCGACGACAUCAACGGGCCGAAGCGCCAAGACCACAACCACCGGUACUCACGAACUCACCCGGAUUCAGAGGAAAGAAAAGCAGAACCGGAUCCGGAUUGAGAUGGGCCUGACAACAAUGGACGAUAAUAGCGAAGAGCGGAUCGUGCAGAGCUUUGAUCCGAAUUCAAAGAACAAUGACUAUGUGAUCUCGGCGGGCAGCAUUGAGACCCUCGACAGGGACGACAGAGAGCCGGCUGAGAUUCACGUUACGACGACAUAUAACGUUUCCCAAAACUACGCAUAA
Messenger RNA from Blastomyces dermatitidis ER-3, 927 nucleotides. RefSeq lists its product as uncharacterized. Bases 1 to 927 code for a protein of 308 amino acids. NCBI's taxonomy places the organism in Eukaryota, Fungi, Ascomycota, Eurotiomycetes, Onygenales, Ajellomycetaceae. The transcript is spliced from 7 exons. The record is from RefSeq and is a predicted model, not a curated record.